Gigantopelta aegis is the source of this 684-nucleotide messenger RNA. RefSeq names its product aldo-keto reductase family 1 member A1-like. The record is from RefSeq and is a predicted model, not a curated record. Gene Ontology annotation, molecular function: aldose reductase (NADPH) activity. Gene Ontology annotation, cellular component: cytosol. NCBI's taxonomy places the organism in Eukaryota, Metazoa, Mollusca, Gastropoda, Neomphalida, Peltospiridae.
AUGAUUGUUAUGAUAGAACUAGAAGGAAUAAAAUUGCAAAUAUGGCUCAGUGCGCAAACGUUAUAUAAUGGAGAUAAGAUUCCAUUGGUAGGUUUGGGGACUUGGAAAAGCAAACCAGGAGCAGUUGAGGAUGCAGUAAAAACAGCUAUUCGUGUUGGUUAUCGUCUAAUUGAUGGAGCAUAUGUUUAUGGCAAUGAAAAAGAAAUAGGAAAUGCAUUCAAAGAAGUAUUGGUAAGUGGGAAAAUCUUUAUAACUUCUAAACUUUGGAAUAAUAAACAUCGUCCUGAAGAUGUACGACCUGCUUGUAUACAAACAUUGACAGAUUUACAACUGGACUAUCUUGAUCUUUAUCUCAUACGGCCUAUAUCAUUUAGACCUGGUCCUGAUGAAUUCCAAAGAACCCUGAUGGUUACAGUAAUCUACGAUAAUGUACCACCAGUCGAUACGUGGAUAGAACUGGAAAAACUAGUUGAUGAGGGACUAGCUUACAGUCCUCUGGGGUCACCAGAUCGUCCGGGGGUAAAGAGGGAGAAACCAGUUCUCCUUAAUGAUCCCCAAGUUGCUGUUAUUGCAAAGAAAUAUAAUAAAUCUGUUGCACAAAUAUUGAUAAGAUUUCAAGUAGAGAGGGGUGUCGUUAUCCCUAAGAGUGUAACUCCUGAACGUAUUAAAGCAAUUAUGAUGUAA